AUGUCAGCCAACAAAUCAAGCUCUGCAACCAUGUAUCCAUGGGUGUAUCCAGAAUUCCAGCCCAAAGGAAGGAUGCUCCGUAAAUGGAUGGGCUGUCCCCACCGGCCUGGAUGUACGGUUGCGAUGAGUACGUUAUCAUUUGAACAUAUCAACUCCGAUGCGGCUUGGUUCGUGGCUCAGAACACCCAGAAGCUCACUCGGGCAUGGAACCGCCGAAUGAAGCACCUUGGACUGCCCAGUGAGCAUCGCGAUCUGUGUGACUCCCGAUCUCAGUAUCGAACCGUCCAGAUCAUCAACAGCGACGCUCAUCAAAAGGACCGAGUACAGUGGAUUGGACGAUGUGGGCCGGGUGUGAUUUUUAUCGACAAUAUCUUUAGGGAGCCCGGGGCCCGGGCUCCGCAUAUCUCCGAGCUCACCAAGGUUGCUUAUGAGAUUGACUUGCAUCUUUCCAGCCUGAGGUAUGUGUUUGUCACCAAUAUACUAAAUGAGAGCACGGUGUGGUGUAUCCGCCAUAACGUCUAUGAAUCCAUAGUACCGUAUCAAUAUCCUUCGCGAGAGCCACGAAUUUGGUCUCUUGGAUCGCCUGAAUUCGAUGCUUUGCUAGGAACAGAUAUUGGCAAGACGGUUGCAUCUUUCGUUCUGGGAAGCUUUGGUCAAGGCCAAAAACAUGUUGCGCGCAUUGUCACUUUCCAUACCCAAAGGCUCCAAAAACUUAACAUGCGGUUUGAUAUUGGGUAA
This is a messenger RNA of Penicillium salamii, 738 nucleotides long. The record is from the annotation of a GenBank genome assembly. NCBI's taxonomy places the organism in Eukaryota, Fungi, Ascomycota, Eurotiomycetes, Eurotiales, Aspergillaceae.